AUGUCGUGGAAUUCUCAAGAUUUUUUUUCUUCUUCUCCAUAUAAUCAACAAUAUACUGGAUCGAUAUCUUAUGAUUUUCAGCAACAACAACAACAACAACAACAAAAUUAUUCUCUUUCUCAACCAUAUACUCAAUAUUCAAAUGAUAAUUUUAUACCAUCACCUUAUAAUUUUAAUUCUCAAGUAAAUAAUAAUCAAUUUUAUUAUCCAAAUCAUUAUAUACCACCAACAGCUACUUCAAAUCAAAAUGAUGAUGAACCACCAUUAUUAGAAGAAUUAGGUAUUAAUUUCGAUCAUAUAUUUAAAAAAACAAAAUCUGUUUUAAAUCCAUUUGCAAUACCAGAUUUAUCAAUUCGUGAUGAUAUUGAUCUUGCUGGUCCACUUAUAUUUUGUCUUAUAUUUGCAUUUAGUCUUUUAUUAUUUGGUAAAAUACAUUUUGGUUAUGUUUAUGGUAUCGUUACAUUAGGUACAUUUGGUAUGUACGGUUUAUUAAAUUUAAUGGCAUCAUCAGAUAAAUCAUGUUCUGGUUUAUUUGUAAUAAGUGUACUUGGUUAUUGUCUUUUACCAAUGGUUAUUCUAUCAUUUUUAUCAUUUUUAUUUAAAUUUAAUAGUUUUAUUAAUAUAAUACUUACAAUAAUAUUUAUUCUCUGGUGUUCAAUAUCAGCAUCAAAACUUUUUACUAUAUCAUUAGCAAUGAUUGGACAACAAUUACUUGUUGCAUAUCCAUGUGUUUUAUUUUAUGGUGUUUUUGCUUUAUUAACAAUGUUUUAA
This is a messenger RNA of Rotaria sordida, 771 nucleotides long. The record is from the annotation of a GenBank genome assembly. NCBI's taxonomy places the organism in Eukaryota, Metazoa, Rotifera, Eurotatoria, Philodinida, Philodinidae.